CUCUAUUCCCGCACUUGCUGUCAGUCAUGUCGCCCCCAGCUUUGAGUUCAGACGCUACCACUGCCCUAACAAAGUACAUCAAUGAUGCUACAAAACCAGGCACAGACAACAUUAUUCUACCAGCUGCCAUUGUCCACAUAGUGGACGAGCAGAAUAAUGUCCUUUUCUCCCAUGGCGCCAGUGCCAAUAAGCCACCCACUGCGGAAUCCAUGACUAUCAUCCAGUCCCUUACCAAGAUUGUCGGAGCAAUGGCAUAUAUGAAGUUAGUGGAGCGCGACCUUACGACCCUCGACGACCCCGCCACCAUCACUAAAUGGCUCCCCGAGCUCACCGCAAAGAACGUGUUGACCGGCUAUACGAUGGACGGCGAAACUGGUCAGAAGCAAUACCAAUUUGAAGACCGAAAGGGAGAAAUCACAGCGCGAAUGCUGAUGAACCAUACGUACGGCGGCGGCCACACAUUCUUCAACAAGUUAUUAUUCGACUACGUCCAAGACCUCGGUGUAUGGGAGACAACAAACGAAGCCGUCGAUCCCUAUGGCGUCCUCCUCGUAAGCCCACUAUUAUGGCACCCAGGCAUGAAAACAAACUAUGGUCAGGGCCUGGACUGGCUCGCCGUGCUCAUCGAACGCAUCAGCAAACAGUCACUGCACGAUUACCUACAAGAGUACAUAUUCAAUCCCCUGGGCCUCAAGGAAAUCGGCAUAGAAGCAACAUACGGCGGCGUCGCUACCUCACUCCCGCACAACACUGGAAAGUUCUGGCCGCGCAAACUUCGGAACGGAGACUCGUUCAUCACGAUCGAUGUCGCGGAGCCGGAAGUAGUGAAGCGAGCAAACGCUUUCCCAGAAGGUGACUACCACACUGGUUGUUUGGGAACCGGACUGGUAUCCAGCGUGCGCGAUUACAACCACCUCCUCUCUGUCCUCUUACCCGAGAACAUGGGCGUGGACUCCGUAACCGGUCAUCGCUUACUGUCUGCUGAGAGUGUGCGGGAGAUCACUUCGCCCCAGCUUCCUGAAGAUAUUAGAGAUAAUUCGCGUAGCAUACCUACUGCAAAUGCUACUCCCAUCGUGCUGCCUGCUGAUCUUUCCUCCCCGGUGCUGGAUCCAAAGGGAAGUUACGGCUUGGGAUGUGCUGUUCAGGGCGCAGAUAGGGUAUUGAAGAAUGGUGGUAGGGGAAGGAGUAAGGGUAGCGUGUAUUGGUACGGAGCGCCGAACUGUGAGAUGUGGGUCGAUGGGAAAACCCAUAUUGUGGUGAGUGUUUGGGGGAAUUAUUAUCCGUGGAAUGAUGAAGCAUGGGUGGAACUUGUGGCGGGCGUUGAGGGACGUAUUUAUGAGGCGUUGGGUCAGUAGAUGGUGUAGAGAAAGAGUGUGGAGGUUUACAUAACGAACAAUGAUGGCUGAGCUUGCAUAAUUUCAUACAUUCAUUCG
Messenger RNA from Pyrenophora tritici-repentis Pt-1C-BFP, 1433 nucleotides. RefSeq names its product penicillin binding protein. The record is from RefSeq and is a predicted model, not a curated record. NCBI's taxonomy places the organism in Eukaryota, Fungi, Ascomycota, Dothideomycetes, Pleosporales, Pleosporaceae.